Molecule: messenger RNA, 3476 nt
Organism: Mercenaria mercenaria
Lineage: Eukaryota; Metazoa; Mollusca; Bivalvia; Venerida; Veneridae
Product: secernin-2-like
Exons: 6
Coding region: 416-1681 (421 amino acids)
Biological process (GO): proteolysis
Molecular function (GO): cysteine-type exopeptidase activity; dipeptidase activity
Source: RefSeq, a predicted model, not a curated record
GGAUUUCUUUGUGUUUCUGAUUAUAAUAAACAAAUAUUUGGAACUGACUUCAAAACGAUGAGAAAGGGAUGCACUUUUAUACUGACAUUUCUCGUACUGUGUUUAAUUUGUGAAUACUUCAAAUGAGACUAUUUUCUAAACUGGCUUAUAGUUCGCAACAUGCUCACUACUGGUAACAGAAUGAUAAAUUAUAUUGUCUGGAUGUGUUGUUGUUUUUGAAAGUCAAAUAAUUCGAUCAAACCUAUAAACGGGUAAAUCAUCACUGACGGGUAUAUUGUGAUUAUUGUAGCAGUGAAAACAAACAUGCGUAGAAUAAUCCUUAUUGACAAUAAUAGUGCUGACAUGUAACACGGACUAAAGUAUACAGAAUUUCAGGUUUUUAUGACAGAUACAGUAUCGGUACGUUUGUUAAAACAUGUCGGACAUCCUAGUAGUACUGCCGCCGUUAACGACCGAUAACUGUGUUCUUUUUGCAAAAAACUCCGACCGACCACCGACAGAAGUUCAAGAAGUCGUUUACUAUCCGUCGGCGGAUCAUGCAACGGGAUCAAAACUUCACUGUACUUUUAUUGAAAUCGACCAGGUGAGCCAUACACAUGCGAUAGUACUGAGUAAGCCCGCCUGGUGCUGGGGCGCCGAGAUGGGAGCAAAUGAGCAUGGUGUUUGUAUCGGUAACACCGCCGUAUGGACAAAAUUAUGCCACCCUGGUGACCAUGAGGAGAAACUUAUUGGCUGUGAUUUUGUCAGGCUAGGCCUAGAAAGGGCAAAAACAGCAAGGGAAGGUGUUGAUGUUAUAACUAAACUACUGUCUGAGCAUGGACAAGGAGGUAUAUGCACUGAGGACCAUAAUUUUGGGCAAUGGACCUACCACAAUGCCUUUGUAUUAGCAGACGAAAAGGAAGCAUGGCUACUUGAAACUGCGGGAAAGUUUUGGGCAGCGAAACAAGUAAAAUCCGGAACUCUUGUAACUACAAGUACAUUGACAAUUGGAGAUGAUGCGGAAAUGACGUCAGAAAAUCUUAUUGCGCAGGCGCAGUCAGGUGGUUUCUGGAAGUCAGAAGAUGGUCCAAUCAACUUUUCCAAAGCUUUCUCUGCGGAGUAUCCUGGUAUUUCCCUAUCUGACAAACAGAUGCCAGACCAUAGGUUACAGUGUGUUAAAAGCGGGCUUCAGACGGGGAGUAGUGAAGGUAAGAUAGAUAUAAACACCAUCCUCGGCAUUCUUCGGGACGAAGCAAGCAGCAUUAACUUUGUUGGAGAGCUUCUAACAGUCGGAAGCCAAGUGUCUGUGAUUUCCGCGCCAACUUCCGGGCAGCCAUCUUGUCAUUGGUUUACUGCAACUCCAAAUACUAAAUAUUCCGUUUUCAAGCCUUUCAUUUUCUGUGACAGUGCUACAGCUGGAAACUGGACAGUUUCUCCGUCGUCAGGCGAAGCUACCAGAGCAACGUUUCAAACGUCUAUUGAUCGUAGACAUCCGCUUUACAAGGCGCAUGAAAAGGGGAGACAACUAAUGGAAACCGGAAGUCCAGCUGGGGAGAAAUUGCACACGACAAUGCAGAACUUGGAAAAACAGUGUGUGCGUGAAGUAACGGAAUUCCUGAGUACAUUCAAAGAAUCAGAUGUAAAUGAAGUUAAAGACCUAUUUGGUGUCAUAGCAGAAUCCGAGGCAAAAUUCUAUCUUUGAAAAUCUAGGUGGCUUAACCUUGCUCUGUGGCUUAUAUGUUAUACGUUAUUUAUAAGCUUAUGGUUGUGCUCUGUCUAUUGUAGUUUAAAACAAUAGAAAAAACGAAGUAAAAUAUUGACUAUGUUGACAAUGGACCAUAUUUUAAGAACUCGUGAUAUUUGUUUCAGAUUUUAAAUGAGGGGUAUACAUUAAAAUGUUCCAAAAAAAAUUAAGCAAGUCCACGUUGGAAAAAAUGCAUCUGAAUUGCGUGUAUUCUGUUCAUGUGUACGUGUUACUUGGGCUUUCGGCAGUGCUUAUGUGUGAGCGGUUUUGUUGAACAAAUAUAAUAUUUUGUGUCAGAUUUGUUCAAAUGUAGUAGUUCUCAUUGCAGAGUUGUUUUCACAUCUGAUGCUCAUUUAAUUUAUUCAUAUUCUAUAAACUAUAAUACAAGUAUUCAUCUGUGCAGUUCAUAUAUCCAAUGUGUUCAAGUUAUGUCAAGUUUUGUUAUUUAUUUGAGGCCUGUCUCACUGUUCAUAAAUUUCAUCAUGAGUUCUCUCCCUUUACGACGCGUUUUCUUGUAUAGCUGCGAGUCAUUUUUUUGUAAACUUCGGUUUAGCAUAAGGAGGUAUAUGAUAACACGGUCAUUAUAUCAGAGCUAUAUUUAGAAUGUUGUAUUCGUUAUUGUAGAUGUUUACCAGACCGGAUCGUAUUCGGCGCCUCUGGCUAAAUCUAUUAGUGUCGAAUACAAUAUCAGAGAUUAUAACGUUACAUACUUAAGGACAUUAAAACGCCUUGUUCAAGUUUUGCAGUCAUUUCCUACCAAAUAUUUUGAUAUUCUUGUUUAUCAGCGUCAUUGAGUUUGAUCCAGUAUGGUAACUUCUUUUGUGUUCCUUGAAUUGUUUAAGUGUGACAGGUGUCACCUGUGCACGUGUGUCUCGUGCUGUAAUCACAAACAAGUUUCACAGUGCACAUUAAAAAACUGUUAUUACAUAUUGAAGUAAAAGAAAGAAACCAAGAACAAUGAUUUUUUCAAAUUUUGAUUAAAUUCAAGGUUUAUUAAUUAAAUUCAGUUUUGACUUUUAUUGAUAUAAAAGUAAACCUUUGAAAUUCUCAAUUAUUUUAUUGAAACGCUAUAAAACGAAAGAAUUAAACCUAUGUUGGCGUUUUGCAACAUACCAUUGUGCCCUUGGAAAGACAGACCAGUUUAUUUAUUAUUAAACGGCUUCUGACGAAUAUAACUUAAUCGCUAUAUAUCCGAAUAAAACUAAUCCGAAUGCACAUAAGCAUCUUGAGUGGUGGUCACACAUAGUUUAGCAAAGAAAAUAUUCAACCUGAAUAUCUAUUAUAUAUAUUUCAUAAAUGUAUACAUUAAAACAUUUCUUGGAUCAGCUUUUUUCAAAUGCAUGGGUGAGGCGUUUUUGAAGUAUUUUAGUGUACUAUAUUAUUUUGAUGAACUUCUAGAUGACUCGAAUCUGAAGAAAUACUACUGCUAGGGGCCUUCCCCGGUAGCUCUGUAUUCACUACUGCAAGAAUGUUACGUUUUGUGCAAUUAAGUAUUAAUUAAAACAGUUAAAGCCAUUAAUUUACAACAUUAAUUUUAUAAACAAUAAAUUAGCAGGUUUGUCAAUAUAAAGAUGUUACUUUAAUAUCAAAGCACAACAAAAACUAUUAUGACUUUUGAAGGCCGAGACAAUGUGUACAUUUAUUUGUUGUUUAUAUAUUGACUGCCAUUAAUGCAAUUAAUGUUUCCUUCUUUUCACAACAUAACAAUCUGUAAGAACAUAUUUUUAUGUAAUAAAAUGUUUCUUAAGUGUCA